Macrobrachium nipponense is the source of this 591-nucleotide messenger RNA. RefSeq names its product pro-resilin-like. The coding region runs from base 11 to 403 and encodes 130 amino acids. NCBI's taxonomy places the organism in Eukaryota, Metazoa, Arthropoda, Malacostraca, Decapoda, Palaemonidae. Gene Ontology annotation, cellular component: extracellular matrix. The transcript has 3 exons. The record is from RefSeq and is a predicted model, not a curated record.
CGCUCUCAACAUGUCUCUCCAGAUCGUCGUUGUCCUGUCUUGCGUCAUCAUGGCCGUCGUGGGGGAUCGCCCACCCUACGGUCACCCUCCCCCACCCUACCACCCUGCCCCGGCCUAUCACCACCCUGCCCCAGAGUAUCCUGAUGUUCCUCCCAAGUACACCUACAACUACGGCGUCGCCGACGGCUACUCCGGCGCCAACUUCGGCCACUCGGAGGCCCGCGAUGGCUACAAGACCGAGGGCAGCUACACCGUCGACCUCCCCGACGGUCGGAAGCAGAUCGUCAAGUACGUCGACAACGGCGACGGCCUCAUCGCUGAGGUCACCUACCAAGGAGAGGCUGUCUACCCCGAUUACAAACCCGCCUACCCCCACCCCCCUCCUCCUCCCGUAUACGUCUAAUUCGUCCCCUCUUUUAAUAAAAGACCUGUUGGUCUAUAAGAACGGACUGUCUCAUCUCAUCACAGGAUUAAACGUCAUGUUCAUGUGUUCACGAGUCAUCAUCCACCGUGCGUAGAAUUAUUGUAGAUUUGUAAUAUAUAUAUUUUUCGCUGUGCCAUGAGAUCCCCAAAAUACAUCGUGCAAGAAAA